AUGCCAUAUUUUUCAACUGUAACCUUGAGGCUAAAGAAAAGCUCACAGAUCAGUAUCACAAAUAAUCCUCUACUCGCAGGAAUAGAACUGGGUUGUAAUGUGUUCAUCGUACAUCAAGAUUCCAUCAUUAAUUUUAUGGAUCGAUUCAUCGAGUUCCACGAUGAUGCCACGUACAGAAAUCCUGACAAAACUGUCAUAAUGCUCAUGGACGGGAUGCAAUCUAAUGAAAAGAAUCUUCUCGCCGAACUAUGUGAACAUUCCAAUCUUGUAGAAAUCAUGAAUCUACUUAUUUUGAAACCGACUGCAAAUAUGGAAUCGAUUGAUCUUUUAACACAUCGUUUCGUUGGAACUAUCGAAGAAUCAGUCGAAUUGAUUCUACUAGACGUUUUUGAUGUCGAUAACAAAACAUUUCGUUAUGGACAAGUAUUAUUCCCUGAUAAAAUCUCCAAUAUGCUGGGAAAAUCUGUUCGGUUAGCGACCGUUAAUUUUCCUCCUCUAGUUAUUUUGCGGAAAAGUGAGUCUGGUAAUCCAUUGGUGAGGGCCGGAAAUCAAAUUUAUGAAAUGAGUGGAAACGACGGACUGUUGGUUGUGGAAUUCUGCAGACGAUACAACUGCACGGUGGAAUUGAUAAUCGACGAUGCUAACAUGUGGGGUACAAUCGAGAAGAAUAAAACUGGAAAUGGAAUUCUCGGAAAUCUGGCAAAAAGACGGGCUGAUGUUGGAAUUGGUGGAAUGAAUCAAUGGUACAAACAAUUGGAAUUUCUUAGUUUUUCUAAGCCCACUCAAAGGGGCAGUGUUACUUGUUUGGUGCCGAGGCCUGGGCUCCAACCUGCAUGGAAAGUCAUGCUUAUAGCUUUCUCUAUUCCUGUUUGGUGCUCAACCGUAGCAGUUCUAUUUAUCAUUUUGUUUAUGCAUCAUUUAAUGGAUCAACUAAAUCCAUCGGAUCCUGACCAACAGAGUUUCAUUCGAAUUUGCUUGAAUCUGUGGGCAAUCCUCCUUCAACAAACGGCAUAUAUUCGCAGGCGAAAUGUUUCAGAUGUUAUUUUAUCUAUGGCGCUGUUGAUGUUCACUUUUAAUUUAAUCAACAUUUACUCGAGUAGGAAUGCUAGUCUGAGCACAGUUCCUCUGUUUGGACCAUCCAUCGAUACCAUAUACGACCUAGCCAAGAGUGGUUUCACCUUGCUGCAGACGCAUGAAGCAUGGGUAUUCUCAUUAAGAAUGUCGGAAAAUCCCACUAUCAAAAAACUAGUGUCUAAGUUCCAAGCUCAGCCACCUGCAGUACUCCGAGAGUUAGCUGAUAAGGGUUACGUUGCAUUAAUUAUUGGUCGGAUGAAUAACGGCCACCUCAUGCUCGGUGAUUGGAUCACCCGAGAAAACGUCCACAGCUAUCAACUCAUAAAAGAUGAUUUGUACUAUGAUUACGAGAUUUCCAUGGCUACAAAAACAUGGCCUCUGAUGGAACAAUUCAACACGUUGACAAUAAGAACAACGGAAGCCCUGAUUGGUUACUACCAAGAACUGAACGCCAUUUAUGAAUCCAGUGAUUACCAUGUUCAAACAACAGCCAUCAAUUCCCGCUUGCGGGAAUCCAAUGCAACUGGCGCUUUGAAUUUAAGUGGUAUGUUCGGAGUGUUUGCAAUUCUAGGACUAGGACUUUUCGCUGCAACGAUUAUAUUUAUUAUGGAGAUAACGCCGGUUCAAUCAAAAAGCGGAAUCCAUUGGCACAUAGGAAAGAAAAUUUAUCUCUGGCAAUCGAGUUGUGGAGGAUUGGAGAAAUAA
This is a messenger RNA of Toxorhynchites rutilus septentrionalis, 1779 nucleotides long. RefSeq names its product glutamate receptor 1-like. NCBI's taxonomy places the organism in Eukaryota, Metazoa, Arthropoda, Insecta, Diptera, Culicidae. Bases 1 to 1779 code for a protein of 592 amino acids. The transcript has 4 exons. Gene Ontology annotation, cellular component: membrane. The record is from RefSeq and is a predicted model, not a curated record. Gene Ontology annotation, molecular function: ligand-gated monoatomic ion channel activity.